Messenger RNA from Mesitornis unicolor (brown roatelo), 672 nucleotides. It is a transcript of the gene MARCHF11, whose product is annotated as membrane-associated ring finger (C3HC4) 11. Gene Ontology annotation, molecular function: ubiquitin-protein transferase activity; zinc ion binding. The record is from RefSeq and is a predicted model, not a curated record. Gene Ontology annotation, biological process: protein ubiquitination. The annotation marks the transcript as partial. The transcript has 3 exons. NCBI's taxonomy places the organism in Eukaryota, Metazoa, Chordata, Aves, Mesitornithiformes, Mesitornithidae.
GGUGAAUUGUUAAAUCCCUGCCGCUGCGAUGGGUCAGUACGAUACACACAUCAGCUUUGCCUGUUAAAGUGGAUAAGUGAAAGAGGGUCAUGGACCUGUGAACUCUGCUGUUACAGAUACCAUGUUAUAGCAAUUAAAAUGAAGAAGCCUUGCCAGUGGCAAAGCAUUACUAUAACACUGGUUGAGAAAGUGCAGAUGGUUGCUGUAAUCCUAGGAUCUCUGUUCUUAGUAGCAAGUGUGACUUGGCUUCUAUGGUCAGCCUUCAGCCCUUAUGCAGUAUGGCAAAGAAAGGACAUCCUUUUUCAAAUCUGCUAUGGAAUGUAUGGUUUUAUGGAUCUAGUAUGCAUAGGGCUGAUAGUACAUGAAGGUGCAUCUGUUUAUCGAGUGUUUAAGCGCUGGAGGGCCGUGAACCUACACUGGGAUGUGUUAAAUUAUGAUAAAGCCACAGACAUAGAAGAGAGCAAUCGCGGAGAACCCUCAGCGGGAAGGACAUUGUGGUUACCGCUGACUGCAUUUAGAAACAGAAGUUUAGUUCAUCCAACACAGCUAACCUCACCAAGGUUUCAGUGUGGCUACGUAUUGUUACAUCUGUUCAACCGCAUGAGACCUCAGGAAGAUUCAUCAGAAGACAACGGCUCUGGGGAGGUAGUGAUGAGAGUGACCUCAGUGUAA